Molecule: messenger RNA, 535 nt
Organism: Andrographis paniculata
Lineage: Eukaryota; Viridiplantae; Streptophyta; Magnoliopsida; Lamiales; Acanthaceae
Product: auxin-responsive protein SAUR21-like
Exons: 1
Coding region: 80-349 (89 amino acids)
Biological process (GO): response to auxin
Source: RefSeq, a predicted model, not a curated record
CCCUCAUUGGAUUUCAAUCAUCAAACUCACAAAAACUUCAUCUACCUCAGUGUUCACAUCUUCUUACAAUUUACAGACAAUGGCCAUCCGAAAGAUGUUGCGACGAUCCUUAUCCAGUGAAAGAAGAUCGGCAUCCGAAGUUCCCAAGGGACACUUGGCUGUUUACGCCGGGGAAAAUGAAAAGAAGCGAUUUGUUAUUCCGGUGGCGUACUUGAACCAUCCGUCCUUCCAAGAAUUGUUGUUUCAAGCCGAAGAAGAAUUUGGAUUCCAUCAUCCAAUGGGUGGUCUCACUAUUCGGUGCAGUGCCGAUUUAUUCAUCGAUCUCAUGUCUCAAAUGAGCAUAGCAUAAUGCAAACGUGGAUAGUAUAGAUAAACAUACAUGUACAUAGAUUUGUUUCUUCUUUUUCAUGGUUUCUAUCCUUUCUUACACUGAGGAUAUUUUGCCAAGAAAAAGGGCUGAAGCUUUUGUAAGGAAUAUAAUUGUAGUUACACGAAUACAUUACAGAGGAAGAACAAUAUAUAUUCAUCAACCAAA